AUGGCUCAGGGAUUAAAGCAGUUGUCCUCUAACCAGAGAGUCAGCAGUUUCGAUCCCAGUCUCCCCAUUCCGAAUGCCGAACUCUAUCUAAUUAAAAAAAUUGGUUUUAUUUCAGGCAAGGUGACCAUUCUGGAGGAUGCCGCCCUCAAUUCACUCCAUAGUCAGAUAAGUCAGCAAGCUGCUUAUGAUAAUGGUGACCCGAAAGUGAAGCUGACAACAUAUGAUAUCUACAAAGAGCUGCGACUGCGUGGCUAUGACUAUGGAAAGUCCUUCCAAGGCAUCUUGGAGUCAAACAAUUCAGGAGAUAGAGGGAAGCUGCUGUGGACAGGAAACUGGGUGACAUUUCUGGACACCAUGUUGCAGAUGAUUGUAGUGGGGCUGUCUGGUCGAAGUCUGCGCUUGCCAACCAGGAUACGCUCAGUUUGUAUUGAUCCAGCUGUCCAUCUGGAAAAGAUCUGCGAGUACACUGAUGGAAAACAGGCUGUGGAUAUCCAUGUAGACAGUUGCCUUGACAAUGUGGUAGCUGGUGGAGUCCAAAUCUGCGGUCUGCAUGCCACUGUUGCCCCACGUCGGCAGCAUCAACAGAGUCCACCAACCCUGGAGGAAUUUCUGUUUGUUCCCUAUGUGGAGACAGAGUGCCUAACAGCCAAUGGGAAACUUACAGAGCAGCUGAGAAUCUGCAAAGGUUUAAUUCACAGACUGCAGCAAAAGUUGGCCCCUCAUGGUGUUAAGCUCUCCAUCCCUGGGCUACAAGUGGAGUCAGACAGCCCAUUUCCAUGCCUUGAGCCCAGUCAGCCCGGCCUGCCGCGGCUGCUGGCCUUGCUCUGUGCCUUGGAGCUGAAUGGGAAUCUUCAGUCUGAACUGGAACAGCUGGUGGAGAAGGAGAGGGCAUGUUUGCUGCAAGACAGCCUGCUGCAGGGACUGCUAAACAACCAUGCUCUCAGACACUGCCUGGACAUCGCUUUGGAAAACAGCAUACCCGGCAAGAUCAAAGUCCUUGAGGCUCUAACUAAUGAUGGCCAGCUCUUCUCUCAUGUGGUACCCCUCCUAAAUGUCCAGCCCAUGCUACGUGUGGACUACACCGCCACGGCGUCCAACUUGGAUCUUUUGACCCCCCACCAAGCAGCCUUAGAGGAGCUGGCGGUUACUUCAGCUCAGUGGGAUCCUCUGAUGGGCCCGGCUCCUGGAAGUAUGAUAGGCGGGUCAGACCUAGUGUUGUGUAAUCACGCUUGGGGCCCUCUGAGGAUGGACCCUAAACUGCUGGUGGCAAAUCUGUCUUCUGGAGCCAAACACGGAGGGUUUGUUCUCCUCCACACCCUGCUGAAAGGAGAGACACUGGCUGAAACAGUGGCCUUCCUUUCCAACACAGCCCAGAGCAGCAACCAGCAAGGACUACUCACACAGGUUGAGUGGGAGAAGGUCUUCUCUGAGGUCUCCCUCAGUCUGGUGGCUGUCAGGAAGUCUUUUUAUGGCUCAGCCCUUUUUCUUUGUCGCUGCCAGUCUCCAGCCAAACAGCCUAUUUUCCUUUCUGUGGAUACUACUGACUACAUCUGGGUGGAAACACUCAAGGCAAUGAUGGCAGAGACAUCAGACUGUCCAGUGUGGUUGACUGCCUCUCAGGCCAACUGUGGCAUUGUGGGAAUGGUCAACUGUUUACGGCAGGAGCCAGGUGGCAGCCGAAUACGCUGUGCAUUUGUGUCCAAUCUAAAUGAGUCUUCAGUUGCACCAAGCCUCCAACUGGAUCCUGAGUCCAUGAAGUCAGUGCUGGAAAGAGAUCUGGUUGUAAAUGUGUUCAGAGAUGGACACUGGGGCGUCUUCCGACACCAGCUCAUCACUUCCGAUCAAAAUGAAGAGUUGACAGAGCAGGCCUACAUCAACGUGUUGACUCGAGGUGACCUAUCUACUCUGCGAUGGAUUGCCUCCCCACUCUGUCAUUCUGUGGCCAACAACUCUGAAAUGCAACAAUGUUGCGUGUACUAUAGCUCACUCAACUUCAGAGAUAUAAUGCUUGCAACUGGCAAACUACCACCAGACGCUAUUCCAGGGGGUAUGGCUCUGCAGCAGUGCAUGUUGGGUAUGGAGUUUUCUGGUCGUGAUCCCAGUGGUCGGCGUGUGAUGGGCCUGUUACCUGCUAAAGGCCUGGCAACAAGUGUGAACGCUGACAGACGGUUCCUCUGGGAUGUUCCUUCCUCUUGGACCCUUGAGCAGGCAGCCUCAGUGCCAGUGGUCUAUGCCACAGCCUACUACUCUCUUGUGGUGCGCGGCAGGCUCCGCCAUGGGGAGACUGUUCUCAUCCACUCAGGCUCAGGGGGUGUCGGCCAGGCUGCCAUUGCUAUAGCACUCAGCAUGAAUUGCAAAGUCUUCACCACAGUCGGCUCAACAAAGAAGCAGGCCUACUUGCAGGAGAGGUUCUCUCAGCUCUCGGGGGAGUCCUUCGCUAACUCCAGAGACAUCUCUUUUGAACAGCACAUCUUGCUCCACACACAGGGCAAAGGUGUGAAUGUAGUUCUGAAUUCUCUGGCUGAGGAGAAACUGCUGGCUAGCAUUCGCUGCCUAGCUCGCCAUGGACGAUUCCUGGAGAUCGGCAAAUUUGACCUCGCGAACAACUCUCCAUUGGGUAUGGGUCUUUUCCUGAAGAACGUAGCAUUCCAUGGCAUCUUGCUGGAUGCUCUCUUUGAAGAUGGUAACCAGGAGUGGGAAGAAGUAUCCCAGCUACUGAAGGAAGGCAUUAUGGGAGGUGUAGUUCAGCCUCUAAAGACCACAGUGUUUGAGAGGGAUCAAGUGGAGGAAGCAUUCAGAUAUAUGGCUCAGGGCAAGCACAUUGGCAAGGUCCUGCUGCAGGUGCGUUAUGAGGAAAGGGGUGCAGAAGUCCAAACUGCUUCCCCCUUGUCUCUUCUGGCAAUCAGACGCACUUAUUGUGUCCCCUCCCACUCCUACAUCAUCACUGGUGGACUGGGGGGCUUCGGUCUGGAACUUGCACAGUGGCUGAUGGAGAGAGGAGCCCACAAACUGGUGCUGACUUCCAGAUCUGGCAUCAGGAAUGGAUACCAGGCAAAGCGAGUGCGUGAAUGGCAGAGUCAAGAUGUGGAGGUGCUGGUGUCAACAAGUGAUGUCAGCACGCAGGAGGGAACAGAGAAACUCAUCGCUGAGGCCAGUGCACUGGGUCCAGUGGGCGGUAUCUUUCACCUAGCAAUGGUACUGAAAGAUGGCAUGCUGGAGAAUCUGACUCCUCAGAUCUUCCUUGAUGUCAACAAACCAAAAUAUGAUGGCACCAUAAACUUGGACAAAGUGACGAGAAAGUUGUGUCCAGACCUCAAGUACUUUGUGGCCUUCUCCUCAGUCAGCUGCGGGCGUGGCAAUGCUGGGCAAAGUAACUACGGUUAUGCCAACUCAGCCAUGGAACGUGUAUGCGAAAAGCGUUGUUACGAUGGCCUACCUGGACUGGCAGUCCAAUGGGGUGCCAUUGGUGAUGUAGGCGUGGUGCUGGAGAUGAUGGGUGGCAAUGAUACAGUUAUUGGUGGCACCCUACCACAGCGCAUCACAUCCUGCAUGGAGGUGCUUGACCGCUUUCUGUGCCAGCAGCGGCCAGUGAUGUCUAGUUUUGUUCUUGCAGAGAGGAUAGUGAUAAAGACUGAGGCAGGAAGCCAGAGAGACUUGGUGGAUGCUGUAGCUCACAUUCUGGAAUCUCAUCAUGCUAAGAGAGAUGGCGUUAACCUUUCGUUGGAGCCUGAUUGGACCCAGCUAUUAGUAAACCCCAAUAGUCCCACAGUGACACCACUCAACAACAUUCAGAGCCAAGAGAGACCACUGUUCCUGGUCCAUCCGAUUGAGGGCACCAUUGCCGCCUUUAAGACACUUGCCUCCAAGCUCAGCAUGCCUUGCUGUGGCUUACAGUGCACAAAAGACGCGCCUCUGGACAACAUCCAAUCCCUGGCAGCCUACUAUGUCACCUGUAUCAGACACGUUCAGCCAGAAGGGCCUUAUCGAAUUGCUGGCUACUCCUUUGGUGCCUGUGUGGCAUUUGAAAUGUGUUCUCAGCUGCAGACCCAGAAUCAGUCUGUAGAGUACCUCUUUCUGCUUGAUGGAUCACACUCCUAUGUGGCAGCGUACACACAGAGCUACAGAGCCAAGCUGACACCUGGGAACGAGUCUGAAGCUGAAACUGAAGCUUUGUGUGCCUUUAUCCAGCAGUUCACUGGCAUUGAGUACAACAAGCUUCUGGAGACUCUUCUCCCACUGUCAGACCUGGAGGCCCGUGUCAACAAGGCAGUGGACCUAAUCCUCUCCAGCCACAAGAACAUCAGCCGAGACUCACUGCACUUUGCCGCUACUACCUUCUACUACAAACUAAAGGCUGCUGAUGGUUAUGUGCCCGCGACAAAAUACCAUGGCAAUGUGACACUACUCCGUGCCAAAACCAGCAGUGAAUACGAACAAAACCUGGGAGCUGACUACAACCUUAGUGAGGUAUGUGAUGGCAAAGUAUCAGUCCACAUCAUUGAGGGAGACCACCGCACCUUCCUGGAAGGAGAGGGGUUGGAGUCCAUUUGCAGUAUCAUCCACAGCUCACUAGCAUAGCCAUGUCUCGCGGCAAUGGAGGGCUAAAAAUGGCCAUCCCAACCUCACCCUCCCUCACACUAAUUCCACAACAUUCCCGAAAUAGGUUUCUUCCUUUAGGUAGUUCAAAUUAUAAGUUUAAUUUACAGACUAAGUCAUAGGUUCAACAGUCUUUGGACACUGCAUGUUUACAUGAUAUGCCCUAAUAUCCCAGAUGCACCUUAUUGCUCUUUUCUGUACCUUUUCAAAUCCUAUUUGUCAAUCACACACUCUCUCUAACCAAUUAGAGCUCUUAAUUUAGAAUAGGAAUAUAUUUUGUUGUCUAUGAAAUAGAUGGUUUUAACUGCACAUUUUGAAAAGACACUUUUAAAUUCAGUAUAUUUGAUAAGAUUUGAUAUUUAGGUUUGUUUUUGUUCAUAAUUUGAAAUGCAAAUAAUUAGCAGUACUUAUGAAAUACCCUUUUGCAUGUUUUGUAACAACACAACUGUUUAACUGUUAGACUUCAAAAAGUAUGCAGUUAAAGGACCACUUUAAUGUUUACUGAGCUACAGCGCCCUUCGUAGCAUAGCAUCAGCAUCUCUUUUAAUCACUUUGUGUCCAUUAAGUGGUUUUCAUAAAACAGCCUGUCAAUAUCUUGAUCAGAACUCUGACUGUGUACUCCCACUCACUGAACUGAAACACAGCUAAAUGUUUGGACAUUCUGCAUGAUCCCAGAAGCCCUGCCACUGUAACAAAUACACCACACUAUUUAGAAUGCUUAAUGUUUUUAAACUUUCCUGACUGGGUUUUAAUGACUUCAAAGUCUUUUUAAAUACUGUUUGGCAUUACUAUUGAACCUUCUGGGCCAGGUUCUGGUAAUUUAAGCUGUCACUAUCUGUCAGUUAUACACUGCUCACAGGAGGUCAUACCUGCUCACCAAAGUUACAUUACAUAAGAACAGGCAUUUGGGGUGAGGAAUGUGAAUUACAGUAGCUCCAUUGUUUCUAUUCCAAGUCAGUGUACCAUCAGAAUUAUGGUGAAGCAACUAUAUUAAGGUAAAAAUAAAAAAAUGUAUAGAGUUGCUCAAGCAAUUGGUGUCCAAAUUAAUUAAAUACAUGUAAUGUACUGCAGCUUCAAUGCAAAUUAUGUUAUCUUUCAAUAUGUUAUUUGAUUAAUCAAACAGUUGGCAAGGGUCAUUUAGGUAGUAAGUAAUCUCUCAUCUAAAAAGUUGACAAACAGUUAUUACCUUUAUACUGCAGUACCUCAAAUAAAUGUUUGCAGAAAAUUCUGAGCAGCAAACCCUUGAGCAGCAAGGGGAUUCACUUGGGAUCUUUGCUAAAAGGCUGUAUCCUGUUAGAGCUGUCUCUGACUCCCAUGACCUCCCUGGCUUUAUAAUGCCAGGAACUCAUCUAGUCCCACAUAACAUCAGUCAACCUGACUUCUGAGGCCUCCACUCUAGUCUAUGAAGGGUCAAGUGACUGGAGGCAAUGUGGUGACUGAUUGCAGUGAAGAGAAGGAAGUGACAGUAUAUGUUCAUCUCUUAUAUUGUAAUUUUGUUAUGACUAAUAAAAGCAUUGUACCAAG
Molecule: messenger RNA, 6120 nt
Organism: Paralichthys olivaceus (Japanese flounder)
Lineage: Eukaryota; Metazoa; Chordata; Actinopteri; Pleuronectiformes; Paralichthyidae
Source: RefSeq, a predicted model, not a curated record